GCCUGCAGGGGAGAGAGAGGAAAAAAACCCUCAACUCCUCCUUCCUUUUCGUCCGCUCGUCUGUUCCUGGGCGGGUGGGCCGCCCCCUUUCGGGGCUCGACGGCUCCCUCCACACACGCCCCACCAACCAGAGGAUGGCGGAUCGACGACGGCUCUUGCUGCUGCUGCUGCUGCUGUUGUAAGGGCAGCCCUGGGGAGCAGGAGCGGCUGCCCCAGGAGCAGCAGCAGCAGCGAGAAGGCGGGGAGGAAGCCAGCCGGGGCUUGGCGGGAAGAUGGCCAACGAGUCGCUUCAGAGUGAUCCAGGCAACUGGUCAGUGCUGGAGCAGCUGGGCCUGGACCAGAGCUCAGAUUUCUCAGACACCAGUGUACAGCAGAAGCUGGAUGAAGAAAAGGAGAAGAUUAAGCGUGAGAUUCGAAAAGAGCUGAAGAUAAAGGAGGGAGCAGAAAACUUGCGCAAGGCAACCACAGACCGUAAGAACCUCUCCAAUGUGGACAACUUGCUCAAGAGUUCCAACCGCAAGCUGGAGGCCCUGCACCACCAACUGCAGGAUCUCAAUGCACAUAUUGUCGUCAAAGACCCUGAAGAGCUGGGGGAUGCCCCACAAUCGCCAGGCAGCCUGAGCCGAUCAACAGCUACCAAGAACCGCAUUGCUGGCCUGGAGAAGCAGCUCAAUAUUGAGCUGAAGGUGAAGCAGGGAGCAGAGAACAUGAUACAGAUGUAUGCCAACGGUGCUGCCAAGGAUCGGAAGCUGCUGCAGACAGCCCAGCAGAUGCUACAGGACAGCAAGACCAAGAUCAAUAUAAUCCGCAUGCAGAUCCGCAAGGCUAUGCAGGCUGACGAGGUGCAGCUGAAUAUGGAAGAUGGGCAAGGUAACACUGACCUGAGCACCAUUGAGUUGAGGAUUGAAGAGCUGCGGCACCACUUCCGGGUGGAGCACGCCGUUUCUGAGGGGGCCAAGAAUGUGCUGCGCCUUCUGGGCUCCACCAAAGUACAGGACCGCCAUGCCAUCUCCGAGGCACAGACCAAGCUGAACGAGUCGAGCCAGAAGCUGGACCUUUUGCGGCACUCCCUGGAGCAGCGUCUAGCUGAGCUGCCUCAAGAUCACCCAAAGGGCUGCCUCAUCAAGGAAGAGCUCAUCCUGGCAUCCUCCCCGGCCUUCAGUGCCCGUAAUACCACUUCCUACCAGCACAACCAAUACAACACCCUCUCAAAGCCAUCUCCACUCACAGGGAUGCUGGAAGUGCAGUUGUUGGGCUGCAGUGAGCUGUUGGAAUAUGUCCCAGGACGCACCCGUGGCUCCACCGUCUCCCUGCCGUGCAACAGCCCUGGUGAAGCGCGGCCAUCUUUCAUGAGCCGCAGUGGGCGAGGCCUGUACAGCCGAAGCGGCAGCGUAAGCGGCAGGACCACCAUCAAAUCAGAAGAUAAUAGCAAUGAGGUGAGUGCUGUGCUGAAGCUGGAUAAUGUAGUUGUUGGCCAGACGGCCUGGAAACCCAGCGGCCUACAAGCCUGGAAUCAGACUUUUGCAGUGGAGCUGGAGAGGGCACGAGAACUCGAGAUUGGUGUGUACUGGCGUGACUACCGCAGUCUCUGUGCCCUGAAAUACCUGAAGCUGGAGGAUUUCCUUGACAACCAGCGCCAUGAAAUCCACCUGGAGUUGGAGCCACAGGGCAUUCUCUUGGCAGAGGUUACCUUUUUCAACCCUGUCAUUGAGCGCAUACCCAAGCUCCAGCGGCAGAAGAAGAUCUUCUCCAAGCAGCAAGGGAAAGCUUUCCUGCGUGCCCGCCAGAUGAACAUUGAUAUUGCCACUUGGGUGCGACUCCUGCGGCGCAUCAUCCCCACGGCCAACACCACAGGCACUUACAGCCCUUCAACGCAGAUGACCCCAACAUCUGGCUCCGAAAGCAGGCACAGCCUCAACUCUGGGGACAUUGCCAUUGAGAAGCUGAGCUUGGAUGGGGACAGAAUUCAAAUUGAGCAGGUGGGCCAGGAUGACAGUGAGCUUCCUGGGAAGGUCUUGUUGACCUCACAAGUUGGGGAGGAGAUUCCCUUCCAGGUGGAGCUGGGCCCAGGAGGGGAGGCAAGAGGAUCUGAUGGUGCUUUCCACAGCAGCCACCUGAGAAAAAUGCCUCUAGCAUUGGAUGACUUCCGAUUUGUCGCUGUGCUGGGGCGUGGCCACUUUGGCAAAGUGCUGCUGUCUGAAUUGCACCGCACAGGGGAGCUAUUUGCUAUUAAAGCCUUGAAGAAGGGUGACAUCGUUGCAAGGGAUGAGGUGGAGAGCCUGAUGUGCGAGAAGAGGAUCUUUGAGAUCGUGACCCAUGCACGACACCCCUUCCUAGUGAACCUCUUCGCCUGUUUCCAGACACCCCAGCAUGUCUGCUUUGUCAUGGAGUACACAGCAGGCGGAGACCUCAUGAUGCACAUCCACACAGAUGUAUUCACAGAGCCACGUGCCACGUUUUAUGCUGCUUGCGUUGUGCUGGGGCUGCAGUUUCUUCACGACCACAAAAUUGUAUACAGGGAUCUGAAGCUGGAUAACUUACUGCUGGACACAGAGGGUUUUGUGAAGAUUGCAGACUUCGGCCUCUGCAAAGAAGGGAUGGGCUACGCUGACCGCACCAGCACCUUCUGUGGGACUCCAGAGUUCUUGGCUCCUGAGGUGUUGACAGACACAUCAUACACAAGAGCCGUUGACUGGUGGGGCUUGGGGGUCCUUAUCUACGAGAUGCUUGUAGGGGAGUCCCCAUUCCCUGGAGAUGACGAAGAGGAAGUAUUUGACAGCAUCGUCAAUGAUGAAGUGCGCUACCCCCGUUUCCUUUCCUCGGAGGCCAUCGGCAUCAUGCGCCGGCUGUUGCGGCGAAACCCAGAACGUCGCUUGGGCUCUAGUGAGCGAGAUGCUGAGGACGUGAAGAAGCAGCCAUUCUUCAGGAGCAUAGACUGGGAAGCCCUGCUGGCCCGCAAGAUCAAGCCACCAUUUGUGCCAGUAGUCAAGGGCCGCGAAGACAUCAGCAACUUUGACGAGGAGUUCACAGCUGAAGCGGCUAUGCUGACGCCGCCCCGUGAAUCACGGCCCCUCACCCAAAAGGAGCAGGAUGCCUUCAAGGACUUUGACUAUGUUUCCAAUGCCUGCUAGCUCUAGGAGUUGGGGGGCAAGGAGAUUCCCACCCCCAAAGAAGAAGAAAAACACCACCACUGCCAGCCCUGUAUGGGGCAGGGCUCUGCUCCACCAGUGACUCGAGACGCUUGCUAGCCCUGCUGUUAGCUCCGCGAGUGGAGCUGGGACAGCCCAGCAGCACUGCCAACCUCAUGGGUGUAGAGUUAACGUUCACCGACAUAUGCCAGCUCUGAGCCUAGACCGCGAAAGCCCCAGAAGUACUUCUGCACCCUUCAGGACACAGUAUCAUUCAUGCAGACACUCGGACACUGGCUAGCUCUAGGGGAGGGGCAGAGAAAGAGAUAGAAAGAAAGACGGCCAAGCCCAAUAGAACAGACGCUGUUGGCCCCGAGACUUGGGCAGCGGAGUCUCUGCGAUAGCAUGUGCUUAUCCACUGAUUCCCAAACUGCCUGCAAAAAUGAGCAAAUAGGCUUUCCCACGAAUAGAAAUCCAUAGGUGUUGGAGCCACAGAAGCCAAAAGGCCUUUCCCUGACCUAACAAAUGCCUGAGAUUUUUCCCCUUCCUUUAAAAAAAAAAAAAGAUAUGGCUUGUCCUUCUGGUGUUUUUGUUGAAACCCAAUGUUUUGAACUCCUAACCCAGAAGGGGAAACCUUCUUUGUCCUGUUUUGCACCACUGUCUUGCAUCUUUUCUCUAAAAAUGUACUGUAAAGGUUUGGUUGUUCAAACUUCAGUGGUAGACAAAUUCCCCUUGGCUUUAUAAUGGAACCGGCUCUGAAUGUGUAAGCUUUUGGGAGGAAAGCUUGCCUGCUUUGGCCCCCCAGAUUCUCUCCAGUUCAUAACAUUGGCACAUGUGUGCUGACAGCACAACACAUAGGUGCAUUGUUAUAUUGCCCUUGCUGGGAAUCAUAGAAUGGUUUCACCUGCCCCAGUGCCAGCCAUGGCAGAAAUUCAAGCACACAAACAUGCCCUGAACAAACUCACCUGAGGCCAAGGGAGGGUUUUAAGUCAAGAUAUGCAGGGGGGGGGGAGAGCCUUCUAACGUGCUUGCAAGAAACAGUCAGGAUCAUUGAUUGACCCAGGUAGAGGUCACACUUGCCAAACGAAAGGCUGCUUGGUUGGGUGGGCUUGGUCACGUAGAUUACAGCAAUCAACGAGAGCUUGUUUCAUCAUGAAGUAGCAGUUAACAUUAAAUAACUUCUGUGCCUACUAAACAGCAGCUGACUUCUGGCACUUCUUCUGCCGACUGCUGGCCAUGCACACUCAAGAGUCCUGUUUAACAUAACAAAGCUGGAGAGGAACUUCUCAGGAGGAAACAACACUUGAUUCAUAAUACAGCCAAGUAUUGCAAGCUAGACAGAAUAGUUCACUGAGCCCGGAUAAUAAUGAAUUUCAGCAACAUUUAUUAAUUCAAAUCUACCACUUGGAAAUCACCACCAUGUCUUAACAUUUUGUUGUUUCCGUCGCGUGUCCCAGCUUUUGCAGCGACAUCUGCUAGCUGCCAUGCUAAGGAAGCACAUCUCACGUAGGAAUAGGUGAUGGUUUGGGAACUCCAUCCCCAUAUUCCGCUCCUGGUUUGCUUUUUAUUUUGGAGGGUAGCUUUCUAAAAAAACCAAAACCCUCCCCUUUUCAGUGCUGACAACAUCCUCCUUGCCCUGCUCUGCUAGGGAGAAAUUAGCUCACAGAAGUGUGAGUAAGGGGUUCUAACCUGGGCUUGAGCUUUGGCAGUUCAGAGAUUUGUUGAGAAAGGGGCAAUGUGCACCUAUAGGGAAGAGUUUGAGAACAGCCGUUGCUGGUGUAAGUGUGGCUCUGCCUGGGCCCCAAGCAAAUUCUCUUACGAGUGCAAGAAGUUUGAUGGAGGCAACAUCUCCCCAUUAACGGUCCUUGAUGGAAAUAUCCUGAGCAUAAAUGCUGCAGAGUUACGUUGCUCCUUUCUCCUUUGGAGAAAUCUGUCCUGAGUACUGUUUGUUCAUUUCCUACGAAUGUUCCUGAGAUUCAUUAUAUAUAGAUAGAUAUUACAUAUUUUAAAAAAUACUGGCAAACUCUUGCCUGGUGCUGUGAGCUGCAUUCAAGAUAAAUGCUCUGUGGCUCAUAUCACAUGACCGCUAUGAUACCCUUUUAUAUGUGAUCAGUUUGGUGUAGCUACUAUUACCUGGUUCUCUACUUCGGUUUUUAACGUUGAUUAGCAACCCUUCCCCAACCUGGUGCUCUCCCAGUGUUUUGGAUCACAACUCACAUUGGCCUCCUCUAAUACAGGUUGGCUUGGCCUGUUGGGAGUUGUUGUCGGAAAAAACAUGGAAGCCAUCAGGUUGUGGAAGACAGAUUUAGAAGUUUCACUCUGCCCAUAAACCUAUGUGAAAAGAAUGAGGAAACACACCUUUUUUACUACAGUACUCUCAGCAGUUUCAUGUAUCAAAGGGUUAUUGAGAUCACUGAACACAGAUUAGUUACUCUUUGAGUAUGCAUUCUUAAAAAGGCAAAUUUAUUUCUGUCUUUUUGGCCAGGAGGUUAUAGCGGACCUCUCCUCUUCUAGUGUAUCAGCACAAGGGCUCAGGGCCUCCUUACGCCUUCAGAACAGGGCAGUUUCCUGAACAUACUUGCAGUCUCCUACUUACUUUCAGGGGAUGUUCCUCUUAUUUGCAGUCUUCCCCUAUUUCAACUUCAGCUUUUACCAGGCUCAUGCAAUUCUGUUUUGAGACCAAAACACAGGAGUUGGGGGCUAUUUGAAGAAAGAACUGAAGGUCCCGUCCCACAGGGGUUGGAGGGAGAGAAUUCCAGCUUUGCCUCUUAAAGGGGGGGUACCAAAGGUUUUGUAAAGGUUGCUGCCGCAGGAGAACUGGGGCCAGGGUUUUGUCUAGCAUUUUGUAUGGGGAAGAAAUUGCUCUGCCACUUAGUCUCUCCUGAACUGAAGCAUAUGUGGCUUCUUGAAGCAGCUUGGAGUUUGUUUUCUUCUUCAUUCUUUUUUGGCCCUUGUAUGUAUAUUGGAUUCAUGCUGGUUGAUCUCCUUUCCUUUUAACACAAUCGACAAAUUUGAGCCUCCUUGUCUUGAAUUGCAGUGCAACCUGCUUUAAAGUCAGGGCUUUUUGUUCUGUCCUAGAUUUGGGAGGGCUUGCUUUUAAGGCUUCUGUGUUUCAGCCUGUACUCUGGAAAGAGAGUAGUAGCUUCUGUUCCCAGAUACACUGUUAACUUCCUCUGUGCCUCUUUGCUUGCAUUGCCUCUUACAUCUUUCACAGGGCUACGUCCAAACUUUAGUAGCUGUAUGGAUUUUGUGCUAGGAGACACCGUCAUGCUGUGGACUUGAAACUCUGUCUUGCCUACUGAGUCUCCUACCUUACUGUAACUACCUCUGUUGCCUGUCCAGAAUCGCACUUUGGCCACAAAAUGCUGUCUGGAUCUUUCACUUACCUGCUUAUAUAAAGCUUGAGUUUUAAAGUGUAGACUUAGUCCUUAACAUAUUGGAGGCUAUCUGACCAAAAGCCUUGCAAGUGAGCAGAGCUCUCCUUCGGGCAAAAGGCAGGACUCAGUUCUGUUUCCAGCCCUUCCAUGAAUUGGAUCCAAGGUCUCUUGGGUUCCGUUCUUAACUCUAACACUGACUUUGUGGGUAAAUUUUGGCAGAAGAGGGGUAGCUAAUGUGGGGGUGGUGGAGGAGGCUCUGAUAGAUAGUGUGCAAUAUUUGGAUAUAGAGCACCAUGAUUCCCAAGUCUUAAAACUAUAGGCUGGAAAGGGGGAGAGUGUUGCAGUAAGCACAGAUAGCGUGUUCUGCAGUAAAGCAGUGAAACAUUGGGGCAGUCUGGAUUUUGGGGCUGUGUUGGCAAGCUUCAAAUUUGAUUCUGGACACAGACUCCAGCACAUUAAAACCUCAGCUUUCAUUUUCCUAAAAUGAAGUUUCUAAUUCUUAAUGUCACAGUUAUGCUCUUGAAAGCAUGUCCGUAAUGUCUUACAGAAAUCUCAGAAGCCAAAGGAGAAGCGAAAGAUUUUUAGUAACCCAGGCUUCAGUUUUUUGCAUAGCUCUCUUUGCCUGUUCAAAGCAAGUAAAUACAUGCAAAUCUGUGUACUUUGUAUGAUCUAUACAGCUCACAGAAUUCAGGUUAUCUUGGUGCAGAAUCUUGAUUUUAAGCACAGGCUCCACCCACAUAACCCUGGCUUAGUUUACUGUGGAGGGAGACCGAGAGUGCAGCAGGGGCAGAAAGUUCCACAUUCUGUUGCUCGUUAGUGGGGACAUUUUGGGGGGUGAUGGUGGGGAAGUUGAAAGAAUGGAUGCAGAAUGCUGAUUCCUCAGGGUCAACUUCCUUCUGAUUUUAAACCCUCUUGCCCCCUGCUGGGCUCAACUCUGUGUCCACUUUGUUUGGCUUACUCCACUAUAGAGGAGAAAUUAAAAAGAUUGCAUCCUAUGAUUGCUUCCAUCUUCAGUCAUCCUACCAUGCAAGAUAUGCUCUCAGCAGCCUUUGGUUCCUCACUGGACCUUUAGCACCCUAUUAUUCUCGCAAAUAGCAUAAUCAGAUACCAGAACAGUCACUAGCAUGCUAUCAGGAAGUUGGGAGUAGAGUUGAAUGAAAGGGAAUCUUGAUGAAGUUGAUUGUGUUCACCUUCCCGUCUCUGGCUACAAAUGUGCUUGAUCUGUGUACCUGGUUUAUAAUGCAAAGGGGCAGCCGGGAUGACUUAGAGUCUUGUAGCAGGUGACUUUAUGGUGAUAGGCUAGUGUACAAUUGCUUUAUGCUAUUGGCCUGUAUUUCCUUUCAUGUAAACUGUCCUUUUACUAUUGGAGUUAACAGAACUAAAUCAAACGAGUCUGCUUUUUCCCUACUAAACAAUGCUACCUUAUUCUAAUGGCUGAAGCUAAUUUUUCCAAAGUGUCACUAAGAUAACAUGGAUUGCCAUCUCUGUGGACAUCAUUCCUCUGUAUAGCAUUCCUCCCAAGGUGGACAGCUUCAUCUGCAACCUCUUGCUGGUACAGAACAUUUCUCUGUAAAGUGUAGGGAAUUAGCUAAAGCAAUCAAGCAAAAUAGCACACGUAGCCAUUUCCUGUCACAGGUGGUUAGAAAGCCCCUUCUUCCCAUGUGCCUCGGCUAAAGCACCUCCUUCCCUGUCCACCGCUGUACAUCUGUGUGAUAUUGAAGUUGCCACUUUGAAAAAAUGUUUUCAGACCAAUUUCAUACCUGCUCACUCUGGUCUCCUUCCUAAUGUGCUGUAUUCUGUAUACAGCUUGAGCUGUAGGAUGAUGGAAAUUCACCGUUAGAUUAAACUCAUUUGAAUCAA
Molecule: messenger RNA, 8365 nt
Organism: Podarcis raffonei (Aeolian wall lizard)
Lineage: Eukaryota; Metazoa; Chordata; Lepidosauria; Squamata; Lacertidae
Gene: PKN1
Product: protein kinase N1
Exons: 22
Coding region: 273-3131 (952 amino acids)
Biological process (GO): signal transduction; protein phosphorylation
Molecular function (GO): small GTPase binding; ATP binding; protein serine/threonine kinase activity
Source: RefSeq, a predicted model, not a curated record